Messenger RNA from Sesamum indicum (sesame), 1720 nucleotides. RefSeq names its product transcription factor RF2b. Gene Ontology annotation, molecular function: DNA-binding transcription factor activity. Gene Ontology annotation, cellular component: nucleus. NCBI's taxonomy places the organism in Eukaryota, Viridiplantae, Streptophyta, Magnoliopsida, Lamiales, Pedaliaceae. Gene Ontology annotation, biological process: regulation of DNA-templated transcription. The record is from RefSeq and is a predicted model, not a curated record.
UCUGUCUGAGUAAAAACACACUUUUCCUCGUCAACUCGUCCCAAAAACAGUUACUCCCACUACUCUCACUCCUCCAACUGCAAGAAAAUUAAAAAACAAGACUGCCCACCUUUUAACUACUAGUAUAACUACGAGUCUUGGGAGCCAUUCCACAGCACACACACAGUCACAAGAAAUGCAAGAUCCAAACUCCAAGCAUUCGUUGAACCCCACGCCGUCGUUUCCUGCUGCAAUGCGGCCGGCCCAUCACCGGAGGGCCCACUCAGAGGUGAACUUCCGGCUGCCGGAGGACUUAGAUCUGGUGUCGGACCCGUUUGACGCGCCGGCAGGGAGUUUCGAGGAGAUGGGAUCCGAGGAUGAUCUGUUUUCGACUUACAUGGACAUUGAGAAGCUCAACGGCGGCGCGGGAGGCGGAGGCGGAUCUGGAAUUGGUGACUCUGUUUUGGACAAUGCGGGUGGGGGGAGUGGUGGGGCAGCGGUGGAGGAAGAGGAGAAAAGUGGUGGUGGUGUAUCUAGGCCAAGGCAUAGGCAUAGUAAUUCGGUGGAUAGUUCGAGUUUGUUGUUCAAUGAGAGUAGCAUUGAAGCCAAGAAAGCUAUGGCUCCUGAUAAGCUUGCUGAGUUGUGGACUAUUGAUCCUAAGCGCGCCAAAAGGAUCUUGGCAAAUCGGCAAUCUGCUGCUCGAUCAAAAGAAAGAAAGGCCCGCUACAUAUCUGAACUGGAGAGAAAAGUUCAGACCCUCCAAACUGAAGCAACAACUCUCUCUGCACAACUGACACUGUUCCAGAGAGACACUACAGGGCUGAGUAAUGAAAAUACAGAGCUUAAGCUUCGGCUACAAGCCAUGGAACAGCAAGCUCAGUUACGCGAUGCACUUAAUGAAGCAUUGAAGCAGGAAGUAGAAAGACUCAGAAUUGCAACCGGAGAAAUAUCAGCCACUACCGACACAUUCAAUUUGGCAAUGCAACACGUUCCCUACAACCAGUCUGCUUUCUUUUCCCCUCAGCCACAACCUGGCCCAAACGAUUCCCAGAACGUACAGAUGCAGCAGUUUCACACACUCCCAGCCGGCAUGUCGAGUCAUCAGCACCCUAUGCUUUCUGCAACUCCCCUGCAGGGCCUUUCCGACUCGUUGCACCAGGACCCUCUUGGACGGUUUCAAGGCCUUGGCAUCAGCAGUCGUAGCUCUCAUCUUGUGAAGUCUGAAGGUCCUUCCAUUUCGGCUAGUGAAAGCAGCAGUACAUUCUGAUUCAGGUCGUUUUUUUCUGAUUUGUUCAUCACCCCAAGCCUAUUUAUUUACUUGUUCAUAGACUGACACCAUUUUUAACAUCACAAUCAUCAGUAAUCCACAUUUUUUCAUUUUUUUCUAUUUAACUGGGGGGUUAUUAGAUUUCGCUAGUGUUGUAGGUUCCUCGGUUCUCGUUGUUCGUUGUGUCGGCGGUUGAUUAUCUCUUCAUUUCAUUUCAUUUUUUCUCUUCCUUCUCAAGUUAUUCAUUCAACUGAGAAAUUGUGUCUUGUGUGAUGGUCGUAGUGCUUUUAGCUGCUUCACUUCUUGUGUGAAGCUUCUCAUCUACUGACCGAGGGGGGACUCGGUCUACUAAUCUCUGUCAGUCAAGUGUAAUAAGACUUGCACAUUGUUUGUCCUUAAUUAACUCGAACGUUUUAUGUUGUACAUCUUAGUAACUUUAAUGCUAUCUUGCUAGACAUCUAAAUAGUUACUUCA